AGUUCCCCGACCCCCAUCUCCGCGGUCAGGUCCUUGCAACAGCAUCGCUUUUCCCUCUUCGCUCUCCGGUCCGCCACCAUCCUCCCCAGGACGUGCUGCCCUGUGCCUGCAACCAUGUGCCGCACCCUGGCCACUUUCCCCAACACCUGCCUGGAGAGAGCCAAAGAGUUCAAGACACGUCUGGGGAUCUUUCUUCAUAAAUCAGAACUGAGCUCCGAUACUGGGGGUAUUAGCAAAUUCGAGUGGGCCAGUAAGCAUAGCAAAGAGAGAAGCUUCUCAGAGGAUGUGUUGGGAUGGAGAGACUCUUUUGAUUUGCUGCUGAACAGUAAAAAUGGAGUGGCUGCCUUCCAUGCCUUCCUAAAGACGGAGUUCAGUGAGGAGAACCUGGAGUUCUGGCUGGCCUGUGAGGAGUUCAAGAAGAUCCGAUCAGCCACCAAACUGGCCUCCAGGGCUCACCACAUCUUUGAUGAAUACAUUCGCAGUGAAGCCCCUAAAGAGGUGAACAUAGAUCACGAGACCCGAGAACUGACCAAGACAAACCUCCAGGCCGUCACUACCAGUUGCUUCGACGUGGCUCAGGGGAAGACCCGCACGUUGAUGGAGAAGGACUCCUAUCCGCGCUUCCUCAAGUCACCUGCUUACCGCGACCUGGCUGCCCAAGCCGCGGCCACCUCCACUUCUGCAUCCAACAGCAGCCCAGCUGAGCCGUCACACACUUGAGCCUCUGCAGCAACUAAGAAGCCGGCAGGAAGAGAGGUGGAGUCGCCCAUCCCUGAAGCAGCUGCCCUGUGUGGGAGGCAGGUCCUGCGCAGCAAGUGCGAGAGGAUAGUGGAGGGACAGACGGACAUCCCCGCAGCUUGAGUGUGAAGAACUUCCCUUUCCUCCAAACACUGUGGUGGGCCCAGUGUCGGAGAGACUCAUUUCCAGGACCUGUGGCUGGGGACUGACAACGAGGCUGAGUGGGGUGCUCAGGAGAAGGGUGGCCCAGAACUUCCGUUCUUUCUACCAGGGCACACACAAAGAAUGCUGGGGUGGUUGGGAACAUUGAGAGCAGAAGCCAGAGAGCAUAGCAACUAUGUAUGUGCCAGACUUUUGUCCCUUAUUCCUAGACUGGGUUUAGAAAAGGCUAUGUGUGUGGAACCUUCCUCUCCUGUCCUUGCCUUCCCAGGGACACCCAGGGCCCCGUAGCUUAGGCUUCUUAACAUUGCUGUGCUCAUUCUUGCAGUCUCACGGAAGUCAAUGAGUCAGUAGGAUUCUUGCCCCAGAUGAGAUUUCUAUACCUCAGAAACUGGCCCUCGAGCCCCUUACCGGGUCAGUAAUGAGCCCUGCAAAAGAAGCCAUUUUGCUCAUGUGACCCUAGGCUGGGUGCUCUCCGUGGCCCCCUGACCUCACAUUUGCAGCAGGGGUCUGCUUGUGAAUAGGGCUAACUGAGAAGCCUCACUGGACCCUGCGCUCCUUGGAAGGGGUCUAGGGAUGGAGGGGGAGGAAGGAGGCUUCAAGUACUGGGGCCAGCACUCAUCCAGCAACUGAGCAAGGGAGAGAAGUCACUGGAAAAUCCAUCUGUAGGAGGAGCCCAAAAGACUAACUGAAGUCAGAUCAGUUCUCUUUAUGGGUCUGAAAAUGGGAAAAAGAUGCCCCCCCCCCUCCUGGUGGAAGGGGAGCCUUGUGCCUCUUUCCUGUUGACAUGAGAUGAGAUGCCCACUGUAGUUAGGGGAGAAGUCGGUCAGGGAUCAAGAAAGCUCUGGAACAGAAGUUAGUGCAGCCAAGGGAGUAUUGCCGCUGUGGGAGGUGCCUGGAAGGUUGGAGCUGGGGGAAACCAACCUGCCUAUCACCUCUGAGUCUUACGAACAAACAUUCCAAGGUGGGACGUCCAGCACCAGAGACCAAGAUGGCUGUGGAGACCCAGGUUGCCAGCAUUGUUCUCUCUGCACUUGAGUCUUCUCCGGGAGAAAAUUCUUUUAAAUAUAAUAUAUUGUUCUGUUGUGUUGUACUGAUUGUCUCAGCUGCUAUUGUUAUUUAUUGUGAUUUGUUUGCCUGUACUGAAGAAACUCAGCGGGAGCUGCUGCCUGAUCGCGCCUCCUCCCUACCAGACUCUACCUCUGCAAGCCUUGGGAACCACUGAGGGCUGUUGGGGAAUUCCCCACUGUGUUAGUAUUUAUUUAUUGUUAACAAAGGGAGCUGGGUUCUUUUAUCAGCGGUGUACGCGAUCCCUGUUUUUCUGUUUGAGCAUGUUAUAUUCUUGUAAAAAAAAAAUGAAAAUAAAACUCAAAAAUAAUAUCCCA
Arvicanthis niloticus (Nile rat) is the source of this 2282-nucleotide messenger RNA. It is a transcript of the gene Rgs16, whose product is annotated as regulator of G protein signaling 16. Lineage: Eukaryota; Metazoa; Chordata; Mammalia; Rodentia; Muridae. The record is from RefSeq and is a predicted model, not a curated record.